Molecule: messenger RNA, 1425 nt
Organism: Effrenium voratum
Lineage: Eukaryota; Dinophyceae; Suessiales; Symbiodiniaceae
Source: the annotation of a GenBank genome assembly
AUGAUAAUCAUCGCGACGCAUCCUCAGCUACAGGGCGCCAUCGAGGCGGCCGCUGUAGGGGACGCCUUCGUGGACCAAAUGCGGAACUUGUGGGCCCGCGUGGCAGGCCUCACCUGGGCGCCGGGCUCGGGCCUCGAAGGCCUCUUCCUGGGUCCGAAAGAGGAGGUAAGGGCUGAGGCGGCUAAGGGCUGGAUGGCUGGCUGGAUGCAGGAGUUCGAGACGGACCGCGCGGGGACUUUGACAUCUGGCACCGUGCAGCCGGGCGCGCUGCUGCCGGCGGACGCGGCGCCAGAGCACUUCCGGCUGUAUGCGGCAGUGCAGAAGGAGUGGUUCCAGUACGACAUCUACGCGCGCGUCUGCAUGCUCCUGGGCUUCUCUUCCUUUGUGCAGUCCCUGGCCUUCUACGGGAACGGUCACAUUGUCGUGGAGCUGCGCGCCUUUUACGUGGCCCACGCCACAGCUUUCACGCUGGAGGUCCUCCACGUCCUGCUGCUGCGCUUUGACAUCAUCCAGGGCCGCGUCAAGUCCACUGACCGCACUCCGGCCUGGUUCCUGUGGCUGGGCCCCGUGUCAGUGCUCUUUGCCACUGUGGGCAUGUCCCUGGACUUUCACGUGCACUUCAGCAUCGUGGUGGUGAUCUUCACAUGGAUUUGCAUCUUUGGUGCCUACGUCUGCCAGAUCUGCUACCAGCUGCGCAUCCUCGAGGUGAUCCUGCCAGACGACCUGCGCAACCCCUUGAAGAUCGAGGAGACCAUCGGCGACGCCUGGUGGCCCGCCAGCUGGCGUUGCCCCUCCGCCUUCGCGCAUGUGCUGUACUUUGUGGCUCCGCCCAAUCGCUCGCAGCCGGGCCAGUUCGACAUUGUGCGUGAGGUGAAGGAGGGUGCCCAGGGCAACGCUUUCGAGCAGGCGGGCGUGCCAUUGAUGGAGGCGAGGCCGGUGGACACCAGUGAGGCGACAGCCAACCCUGGCAUGUCCCCAGAGGAGAUCAUCGCGCAGGUGCAGUACUUGGACCGUCUCUUUGACUACUUCAUGUCGGACCAGGUCUUCGACGCCUUGACGGACACCAACAAGCAACGCGUCAAGGACCUCUUCUCUGAGUUCUCCGCAGCGCGGCGCAAGGGCACUGGCCCAGAGGCCAUGCGUGCGUUCGCCGACUGCCUGAUGGCAUUGGAGGGCAUCACCGCGGCUGAGGGCAUGAAGCACGAGGGAGAAGCCUCCACGGAUGCUGGCUACACCUCUGCCAGCGCGGGCCGCAGGAAGGUCGAUAUCUUCAAGGAGCAGGAGGCGAAGGAGAAGUGCGCCUCGCGCAGAGAUCGAGACCCUGAGGUUUUCCCGCAGCUGGAGAACGACGACAACCUGCGGCAGGCGUUGCGCGGAGAUCACGGCCAGCUGGCGCCGGCGGGAUUUGGUCCGCCGAGCGAUUGA